CGCAACGAGAAAAAUUCAUCUAAAAUGUCUGCGCCCUGUGCUUUCAUGCUGUUGUUACUGAUUUUUGUUGGUGGCUUAGAAAACGACAGGGAGAGAAAAAAGACUGACAGUAUCAUUAAAGCAUGACGAACCCCGAGGAAGCAUGUAAGAGCUACUUGGGAAGUUGGCUAGACUGUAAAUCUUUAGGGAGUCAGUUCCACAGCUAUUAUGUGUAUGGAGAGAGGAGAGACUGCUCUCAACUCAAAGAAGAUUAUGGUCUUUGUCUGAAGAGGGACACAUGUUCAGAGGCCAAAAAAUCUCUGGACCAACGAGAAGCCGAGCUUGCCACGGGAAAUUCUUGUCUGUGGGAAUUGAGAUCAGAGCCUCCCUCAGACUGGCCUAAACCAGGAUCAAAUACUCAUAUGAAGCGCUCUGGAGAACAGAUGCGCAUCACUAGUGCUAGUUAGCAACAACCAUUUAUAGAUGCCUUCAAGAAAUUGCAGUAAAAUAUGCUUGAUACUUUGCUCCUCAGUGUAUAUUGUCCACUAAAACAAGAAUAUAUUACACUUUUUGUUAAAGACCUCCUGAGUUGAUAAAACCAUAGUAAUCAUGUCCUACACUUAACUGCAACAUACCCCACAAUAUAUAGGGUUAGAGGUAAGGCUCAUUUACCCAUUUUAUGCAGGAUUUGUUUUAAGUACAAAUUUUGUAUCUUUCGGUACAAAUUUUGUAUCUUUUGAUACAAAGAUAAGUAAGUAUGCAAAGGACCUUUGUGGCAUGUAACCUAUUUUUUCACCCACGCUUGCCAUUUGUGUAGUACACAAAAACCAACGCAUACUGGUAUGUGAAUGUGCCAUUAAGGUCAAGGUAAGGGUGCCUUCAAAUCAUGUAUUUUAUUCAUGUAUUUUAAGUAAUUAGUAUAAUCAAAACAGGUAGGAUCUUGAUGAAUCUCAUACACUUAUGCAUGUAUUUACAUAAUUCUGAGUGAAACUUGAUACAGUAUAUCUAUGUGUGCAUCAUGUACUCUUCAUAUUGAUAUCCACAUUCCACAUUGUAGGUGUAGUGGAAAUUGGUUUAAACAAGGCCUUUGGGACCAAGGAAAUUACCUUGUUAUAUCAGGGUAAAAAACAAAAGAAUAUAAAGAGCUAGGACCUGCAAGAUCACCUUGUUAUAAGGGAUUCCUUGUUACAUCAGAUCAGAGCUCUUUAUGAUGAGGUUCCACUGUAAGCAUGGUUUAGGGGAUAUUUCGGUUUAAAAAAAUAAGUGUAUAUAUCUUGUUUUUUGUUGAAAUGGCAUUAUCUGUUUCACAGAUUUAUUAAAUUACUGAAGAUGUCCUGAUGGGCAAAAACUUUUGAAGUACAUGGAUGAGGCUUGGUUACAUCAUUAUUUGUUUUGCUCUACAAGUCAUCUCAUCAUUGUCUGGAGUUUAACCAAAACAAAGGCGGAUAGUAAUAGUACAUAAAAGUAUAUUUGUAUUUACUUCAAAAUACGAUAUUGCCUCUGUAAGAUUUCCCUAUAAGGGUUUAAUUAAUGGAUAUGUUCAUUAAUAUUUGCUGUUCCUUCUCUGUAGACAGUUGGUAUGUUUUAGAGAAAAUAAUGGUUUUAUUAAUAUUAUUAUUUUUUUAUUGUUAUUAAUACAUUACAUUAUGUGCAAUAGGGGGAGGGAAGGAGAGGAAAAUGAAGUAAGAGGGUUAGAGAUAGAGAGAGAAAGAGAGACUGAUCUAUAGUAUUACAUUAUGCACUUUUGAUAUCAGAUUGAAGGUGUCUUCAUGGGUUUUAUACUUGCAGUUUAAUUUCAUG
Molecule: messenger RNA, 1779 nt
Organism: Strongylocentrotus purpuratus (purple sea urchin)
Lineage: Eukaryota; Metazoa; Echinodermata; Echinoidea; Camarodonta; Strongylocentrotidae
Product: UPF0545 protein C22orf39 homolog
Exons: 4
Coding region: 123-446 (107 amino acids)
Source: RefSeq, a predicted model, not a curated record